AGCAAUUUCUUUAGCCGAUAUAUAGCCGUCAGUAGCCAUGAGGUAGGAGGUGCAAAAAUUCGGUGGUGCAAGGUCACGACGCCGCAUUAGAAAAUUCUGCGCUGGCAAGGGCGCACAGAGCAAAAGGUUUUUCAUGCAAGCAUUGAAUAAAAAAAUGUCGGAACGGUCCAGAAGUUUCAUUCAUCCAGCUGGAAGAAACGUGGAGUUGUUCAACGAGAUGGUCUUUUCAGCGCUGCGAGCAAUGGCCUCCGUUCCAGAUGACUUCAUCAAUGAUGGCUGGGAUUUUUCAACUUUUCAGCAUGGAGGCGGCAAGGGCGGAAGUAUGAUGGCUUUUGUCGAAGACAAAUUCAUCAUCAAGGAGUUGAGCCCUGGCGACCACAAGAGCCUCCUUGAAUUAGCUCCUGCAUACGGGCGCCACGUAAACCGCGGAAUCACAACCUUGUUAUCGCCAAUUUAUUUACAUUUUAGAGACGAGGAAAGUGGAAAGUUCUACUUCGCCAUGAAGAACACAAUCGGAAAAGGACCAUUCAAGGUGUGCUAUGACCUAAAAGGUUGUGCCGAUGACAAACUGAUGGAGAAGAGUGGAGAAAGAGUCAAAGCCGUGCACAAGCGGAUAUGGAACGUUGGAAUGUGGUGUGGUCAAAGAAACUGGACAGAGGAACGCAAGCGUUACUACGCCGGAAAGCUGGAAGCGCGAUCUGUGCAGAUUGGCCUCCUGCAAGAGCAGCGACAAAAUCUUUUAGAUGCGCUGAAGCGGGACACAGACUUUCUUGCAGGUCACAAGCUGAUGGACUACAGUUUCCUUGUAGCGAUCAAGGAGUCUCCACCAGGCUCUACGUCGUCGAAUCACCUCCAACCAUUUAGGUAUUUGAGGUCAGAUGGCAAGGAGAUUGCGGUGUACGUCGCCAUCAUUGACUUUUUGCAAAUUUGGACGGCUGGCAAAAGGAUAGCAAGGUGCAUCAAAGUGUGCGAGCGCAAUAAGGCGACCAUACCACCCAAGUCCUAUGCUGGGCGCUUUGUGAAGCACUUCAGCGAGCACGUGAUCGAAGUGGAUGAGGAAGCAGCUCCUGACCCCUUGGACUCAGACUUCGUGGAGGUGCCUCUUGAGGUCCAGUCGAUCAGGGCACAGCGGACGCUUUACAACAACUCCAACAGGAGGAAGGGCAAAUGAUUGUGAUUCGACUCCAGCGUCUGCAAAGCAGUUGGAAGUCGAUUUCCAAUAGAUCCAUGUUUCACCAAUAAAUCUCCGAGGGCAACAACCCAGUAGAUCAUUGAAAUUCUUUCAUCAGAAACCGUUCAAAAUGUAA
Molecule: messenger RNA, 1307 nt
Organism: Cladocopium goreaui
Lineage: Eukaryota; Dinophyceae; Suessiales; Symbiodiniaceae
Source: the annotation of a GenBank genome assembly